Molecule: messenger RNA, 2235 nt
Organism: Cydia strobilella
Lineage: Eukaryota; Metazoa; Arthropoda; Insecta; Lepidoptera; Tortricidae
Gene: Ns2
Product: nucleolar GTP-binding protein 2
Exons: 1
Coding region: 129-2198 (689 amino acids)
Cellular component (GO): nucleolus
Molecular function (GO): GTP binding
Source: RefSeq, a predicted model, not a curated record
UUCUAGCGUAUUAGCGUAAAGAAACAUUGUGGUGUUAUCCUCAUAACCUAUAUUGUGCUUGCCUCGUGAUAUAUAAGUAAAGAGAAAGGUUUUGAACUUAAUUAUAAGUGUUCUGUGCAACUACUACAAUGGGUAAAGUGCGAUCCACACCCGGGGCUCCCCGGAAGCAGGGGUUCAACAAGUCUGGGCACUCCAUGAACCCAGACAGGCCUACGGAAGGACUGAAGGGUGUCGGUAAUCCCAGAACGAAAGGUACCAUCAAGAGGUUGCAGAUGUACCGUAAUUUUAAAGCUAAAAGGGAUAAAACUGGGAAAAUCUUGACUCCAGCGCCAUUUCAAGGCUGGCUACCGUCGGGCACUCGAGCUCGCGUCGAACCAAACCAAAAGUGGUUCGGUAACUCUCGUGUCAUCUCACAGAACGCUCUGCAGAAGUUUCAAGAGGAGUUUGGAGCUGCAGUUAAAAAUCCUUACCAAGUUGUCAUGAAGCCUACUAACUUACCAAUCACAUUACUCAAUGAGAAUGCAAAGCAAGCCAGAGUACAUUUAUUAGACACUGAAGGCUUCGAUAAAACAUUUGGCCCUAAGAAACAGAGAAAACGUGUAAAUCUUAAGUUUGGUGACCUUGAUUCACUGUCAAAGGCUGUUGAAGAUAAUACUGAGAAAUAUGAUGAGAACAAAGAUAUAGAUAGGGUGCGAGAAGACACGGGUGUAAGAGAGGGACAGAGGGACUGGGUGUUUGGAGCCGGUAUGAGCAAGAGAAUUUGGAAUGAGCUGUACAAAGUAAUUGAUUCAUCAGAUGUAUUGCUGCAAGUUUUAGAUGCCCGUGACCCGAUGGGGACUAGGAGUCCCUUUGUUGAGAACUUCCUGAAAAAAGAAAAGGCUCACAAGCACUUAAUUUUCAUCCUGAACAAAGUGGAUUUAGUACCUAAUUGGGUAACACAGAGAUGGGUGGCUAUUCUCAGUGCAGAAUAUCCAACUAUAGCUUUCCAUUCAUCCUUGACACAUCCCUUUGGAAAAGGUUCACUGAUCAAUUUACUAAGACAGUUUGCCAAGUUGCACAUUGACAAGAAGCAGAUCAGUGUUGGACUAAUUGGCUAUCCAAAUGUUGGGAAAUCGUCUGUGAUCAAUACCUUGAGAUCAAAAAAAGUGUGUAAAGUAGCUCCCAUAGCCGGUGAAACUAAAGUGUGGCAGUACAUCACAUUGAUGAGGAGAAUAUUCCUGAUUGAUUGUCCUGGAGUUGUUUAUCCAUCAGCUGAAACAGACACAGAAAAGGUAUUGAAAGGUGUUGUUCGAGUAGAAUUGGUACAAAACCCUGAAGAUUAUAUUGAAGAGGUUCUUAAAAGGGUAAGGAAGGAAUAUUUGAUUAAGACUUACAAAGUUGAUGGUUGGGAAACGGCAACAGAGUUUUUAGAAAAGAUGGCUGCCAGGACGGGCAAAUUAUUGAAGAAAGGAGAGCCUGAUGUCAACCAAGUUGCAAGGAUGGUGCUUAAUGACUGGCAAAGAGGCAAGUUACCAUUUUAUGUUGCUCCUGAAGGAUUUGAAGUUCCUCUGUCAAAGCAGCCUAACAAUGAAAUACCCAAAGAGAAGCCUACAGUUGCAGAAAAGGAGCCUAAAGAAAAUACUGCAGAGGUAGCUUUUGAGCCUAAAGAUAAUGUGAAGGAAAAUGAAGAAAAGAGUGUAAUUUCUGUAAAUAAUUUGAUUAUAGCACAAGACUUUGCCAAAAUUCGAGUGGGUCUUAAAUUUGAUAAUGAUGAAGAUGUAAAACCACUUGAAGCUAUAAAACAUCCUGAAGAACAUAAAGAUAUUGAUGCUAAAAGUGACAAUGAAGAAUCACAAGAUGGUGAAGAUCAGAAUGAUGAUGGUGAUGAUUCCUCUGACAUCAGUGACUUUUACAGUAAUGAUGAAAAGGAUAUAAGUGAUGUUGAAGAUUAUUUGACUAAUGAUCCAGAAAAAGUCAAAGAAAUGAGGCGUAAGAAGCUUGAAGCAGCAAGUGGUGCUUUCACAGUGGAAGAAGUGGGAAAAGCAGGCAAGAAACGCAAGGGAGCACAAAACGAUGUUAUUGCAAAGAAGAAGAAAAUGACUGCCAAGGAAAGACGCGCUCUCGACAGAGCUCAACGCCGAACUAAGACAGGCAGCAACUUUUAUGAAGUCUCUAAUGUUAAGAAUAGGAACAGAGAUAAAAAGAAACCUGGUGUUUGAACUAAUUUGUUUAGUAAAUAAAUUAUUUAAACAACAA